Messenger RNA from Rhipicephalus sanguineus (brown dog tick), 1659 nucleotides. It is a transcript of the gene PIG-A, whose product is annotated as phosphatidylinositol N-acetylglucosaminyltransferase subunit A. The record is from RefSeq and is a predicted model, not a curated record. Gene Ontology annotation, molecular function: phosphatidylinositol N-acetylglucosaminyltransferase activity. The transcript is spliced from 12 exons. The coding region runs from base 222 to 1568 and encodes 448 amino acids. Gene Ontology annotation, biological process: GPI anchor biosynthetic process. Lineage: Eukaryota; Metazoa; Arthropoda; Arachnida; Ixodida; Ixodidae. Gene Ontology annotation, cellular component: glycosylphosphatidylinositol-N-acetylglucosaminyltransferase (GPI-GnT) complex.
ACGCAGCGCGCGGUUUUGGUUGUGCGGGUUGCGUGUUUCCGACGUGGUUCGUGAUCGUGAUCACGUCCCGUUGACUGCUCCAAACGGCAAUAUUGAAAGUGUUGCAGGCGAUAUGCAAAAUGAACCUGUGCGUUGUGCCAUCAAUUUUUAUCGCGCUUCAUUUUUGGUGAUGUGUCUGCAGCGCUUCCUGUGACCUGAAAGUUACUCAUCCUGUCGCCAACAUGGAACGAAAGCGGCAUAGGAUAUGCAUGGUCUCGGACUUCUUUUAUCCCAACACGGGUGGUGUAGAAAGUCACAUCUACCAACUCUCGCAGUGUCUUCUAGCACUUGGACACAAAGUUUGUGUCAUCACGCACGCUUAUGGGGACAGGAAAGGGGUUAGAUACAUGACAUCUGGACUCAAGGUCUACUACCUUCCUUUCCUUGUUAUAUACAACCAAUGCACUCUACCAACCAUCAUGAUUUCCUUUCCGCUGAUAAGGAACAUUCUGAUAAGAGAAGAAAUCACUGUUGUUCACGCACAUUCAGCAUUCUCUUCCUUGGCAUUGGAGGUCAUGCUGCAUGCUUCCACUAUGGGUCUUCGAGCCGUCUUUACAGACCACUCACUGUUUGGCUUUGCCGAUGCCAGUGCAAUCAUCACAAACAAAUUGCUCAGCAUGUCUCUAUCCUUUGCCAACCACGUCAUAUGUGUGUCGCACACUGGAAAGGAGAACACUGUGCUGAGGGCUAAUGUACCACCUGCCAGGGUUUCCGUCAUACCGAAUGCCGUAGAGACUGCAGUAUUUUUCCCCGACCUGAACAAGAAGCCCUCGAGCAAAGUUACUAUCAUUGUGGUCAGUCGGCUGGUGUACCGCAAGGGCGUCGACCUGAUGGCAGGUGUCAUUCCGGUGAUUUGCAGCAGGCACCCUAAUGUGCAGUUCAUCAUAGGUGGUGACGGCCCGAAAAGACUUGUGAUUGAAGAAGUCCGGGAACGGCAUCGGCUCCAGGAGCGAAUUACAAUGCUGGGAGCCAUCGAGCAUGACUCUGUGAGAGAUGUGAUGGUUCAAGGGGACAUCUUCCUCAAUGCUUCGUUAACAGAGGCGUUCUGCAUGGCUAUCGUAGAAGCCUGUGCCUGUGGUUUGCAGGUCGUGAGCACCAGAGUUGGAGGCGUGCCCGAGGUGCUUCCACCUGACCUGAUCCAUCUCUGUGAUCCCAGCGUCCGAGGGCUUCUGGAAGGAUUGGAGUGUGCUAUAGAGCGGCAUCGGCAAGGUGAUGUAGUGCCUGCCGCAGAAGCGCAUGCACGAGUAAGCAGGAUGUACCGCUGGGAAAACGUGGCCAAGCGAACGCAACGUGUAUAUGAUGCCAUUGACCACGAACCUCCGGUAUCGCUUCGUCAGAGGCUGGACAGGGCGAAACGCUCUGGCUUCGUCUUUGCUCAAAUCUUCUGGCUAGUCGUUCUAAUCCUCCAUGUCACCCACCUUGUGCUCUCUUACAUCAGGCCCAAUUCGCUGAUUGACAAAGCAGUGGACUACCCAACUCCCAAGACAACAGAAAAAAGUCCGCACCGGUCCACGAAAAGCACAAGUUGAUAAUGUGGGCCUCCAGCACAGUGUACGUCAGAUUUAUUUACAACACCGCAUUGGUAGAUUCAUCCCGCUUGAAUAAAGGUCUUGAAAAUGC